Candidozyma duobushaemuli is the source of this 3327-nucleotide messenger RNA. RefSeq lists its product as uncharacterized. The record is from RefSeq and is a predicted model, not a curated record. Gene Ontology annotation, molecular function: glycosyltransferase activity. Lineage: Eukaryota; Fungi; Ascomycota; Pichiomycetes; Serinales; Metschnikowiaceae. The coding region runs from base 1 to 3327 and encodes 1108 amino acids. The transcript has 2 exons.
AUGGUGUGGGAAGCUAUCGCUAAGCGGAAGCAGGAAUCCAUCCUCGGUGGGAUCCCACCAAAGUGGAGAGACGCUGGAAUUGCUGAGAAAAUGCAGCUUGCCGGGGAGACAAAUACGAAACUUUUUUUGGAUGCCGUUCUUCCCGAGGAUGAAAAUGCCAUCACCAGUCUUUCCUUGGUGGAUCUCCAGGGGAAGAUCGCAGCAGGUGAAUUAUCAGCGUUAGAGGUUACCACAGCAUACUGCCAUAGGGCAGCUCUAGCUCAUCAAAUUGUCAAUUGCUGCUCGGAUAUCUUCUUUGACGAGGCUUUCGAAAGGGCCAAAAAACUAGAUCGAGUGUUUGCCAAAGACGGGAUAGUAGGUCCGCUUCACGGUAUCCCCAUCUCCUUGAAAGAUCAGGUGGACUUGACGGGCAAGGAUUCCACCUUGGGGUACGUCUCGUUGGCUGGUAAGCCCAAAGCCAAAAACGCCCUUAUCGCUGAUCAAUUGCUCGAAGCGGGUGCUGUCUUUUACGUGAAAACAGCUGUCCCCAGCUCCCUUAUGGCCUCUGAGACAUACUCCAAUCUCAUUGGCUACACUACAAAUUCCUUGCAUCUGGACUUCUCGGCAGGCGGCUCGUCAGGUGGUGAAGGGUCCUUGAUCGCCGCUGGAGCCUCACCGUGUGGUUUAGGCACGGAUAUUGGCGGCAGCAUCAGGAUCCCUUCCUGCUUCCAGGGCUUGUAUGCGUUGAAACCGGCCACCGGGCGCUUUUCGUAUAUGAACGUCACCAACGCCUCGAGUGGCCAGGAGUGUGUAGUUUCGGCAAUCGGCCCGAUGGCCCGCUCUCUCGAGGAUGUGAAGUACGUUUCUAAAGUUUUGGUUGGGAUGGCGGGGUGGAACUUGGAUCCCAAGGUGCUUGCUGUUCCGUGGAGGGAGGAGGCUCAGAGACACUUUACUAUUGGCAUCUGGCAUGCCUGUUCUGAGCUCAGACCUCAACCUCCAGUGACCAGGGCUCUUGAAGAGACAAAAGCAGCUUUGCAAGAAGCAGGCCAUGAGGUGGUGGAUAUUGAAAUCCCCAUGCUGUUGAAGGCCAUGGCCACGGCCACAAAAGUAUAUGUUGCGGACGCUGGAAAAGAGGCUUAUGGGGAAUGCAGCAAAACGGGUGAGCCGUUCAUAAAAGCCGCUGUGGACUGUGUGCCAUGGGAUCUUUUUGGUAAACCUUUGGACACCAGUGCAUGGUGGGAUUUGUGCAAUGAAGCGUACGCAAUCAAGCAGGAGUUCUACUCUCACUGGCAGAAUACUGCUCAGUUGACUGUGUCUGGAAAGCCUAUAGAUGCUAUCGUGUGCCCCAUUUGGCCUGUUCCGGCUGUGCUCAAAUACGGCCCCAGCACUGAAAAUUACACAGUGCCUUUUAACCUUUUUGACUGUGCUAGUACCGUUGUUCCUGUUGGUGAAGUGGACAAGCUGAGAGAUGUCAAGGAUCCGUCGUUUGUGGCCAGAAACGACGCCGAACAGAGCGUUUACGAUAUGUACGAUCCGGAAAAGUUCCAUAAAUUGCCUGUUUGCCUUCAGGUGGUGACCAAAAAGCUCGAGGAGGAGAAAUCGCUAGCUGUGGCGGAGGCCUUAGAUCAGGCAGUACACGCCUCUCGCCACAUCUUGGCUAGAGUGCACUUGUGCCUGGUUUUUCUUGACCCUACAGAUCUCCAUCUUUUUGACGAUUCGAAGACCAUGAGGAAACUGGUGCUAAUCCGCUGUGUUCCGUUGGCCCUAGUGGUGGCUUUGACCAUCCUGUUCGUUUUGAACAUCGCCGUGUUUCAGGGAAACCGGGAACAUCGGACACUUACAGAUCCGCUCGGUAAGAUACUCGAGCAUAAUAAGGUGCCGAAAGAACAACGGUGCCAGGAUUAUUUUACACAUUUGGCCAGCUCGCUAGAUAGAGACGCCUUGUUGGAGAAGUCGACGCCGAGGAAGCAGUGGAUCCGGACUUUUGUGGGGCAUCUCCGAGCCUAUGGAGCUUGUUUCCUAGAAAGCAAUGUGAAGGUGAAGAAUGGCAUUGAGGAUGUGGAAAGGAAGCUUUUUCCGCUUUUUUCAGGGAAAAUGCCUGUGGUGACAAAGUGGGACGGUACAGUUGUGCCAGGACCAGAAAAGAAGGGUUCCUCUUUCUGGGGAAGAGUGAAAAACGGCUUUUCCAAGAAAGGAAUCGUCUUCAGCAUGAGCGACGCCGGGGUCGACGAAGCAAAACGGCUCCUCAGGGUGCUCCGGUUUCUAGAAAACGAUUUGUCCAUUCAAAUGGUGCACAAGGGCGAUCUUUCGCCAGAUUCGAUACAGAAGCUUGUUGAGGUUGCUCGAGCUGAGGUGGACUUUGAGUAUGCCAAAUCGUCGCUUUAUCCACCCCAGGAUGUCUAUUUUGUGGAUGCAAGUAGGGCUCUUGCUGACGGCGCCUCCAAGUACUUUCGUCGUUUUUCGAACAAGUGGGUAGCCUCCUUGUUCAACACCUUUGACGAGAUGGUGCUUAUGGACACAGAUGUGGUGCCUUUUGUGAAGCCAAGAACGCUUUUCACUUACAAGGAAUACCUGAAACACGGAGCCUACUUCUUCAGAGACAGACUCAGCAGCGAACGCACCUGGACCACUCCUAUGGGUUUCUUCAGAAGCCUCCAUCCCUCCUUAGAGGAGCAACGAGCAUUUGAUAUUCAUGACUAUACCGAUGUCGCUGAAGCCACGGGCUUUUUCCAGUCGAAAUCAAAACACGUCAUGGAAAGCGGCAUGGUGGUGAUGAAAAGAUCAACACAUUUGACCGGUUUGCUUAUUUCCACGGCUUUACAGUUUUGGCACGAAACCAGUGGGCCUUUCUAUGGUGAUAAAGAGCUUUUCUGGCUUGGACAGAUUUACGCUGGUCGGGCUCUAUUUACAUUUAAUGAGCAGCCAGCUGCUGGUAUAGGAGAGCUUCACGAGACGAAAAAGUCCUGGGAAGUUUGCUCAACCCAGCCUGCUCAUUUUGAUUCUGAACACAGGCUUCUUUGGAUAAAUGGCGGGCUACAAAAGUGCAAAAAAGGAUAUUAUCAAAAAGACUUUGAAGCCCUCAAGUCGCUUAGAGAAAAGUACAAGACGCCAGAAGCUUUGCAUGACCAUUACCGAUCUCCAUCCAAGAUAAAUGGGGCUAUCAUCCCAAAACUGAAGCUGGGCUUCGUUCAGGAUAAAACAAAAGGAUGCAUCGGAUACGUAUGGUGUGCCUCGGUUCCCAAAAAUGAAGAAACUAAUGCCGUGGUGAGGUUUAGCCAGGAGCAGACAACUUUAAUUGAGCAUAUAGAACAGUUGUGGUACGGCGACGACUACAAAAAGUACAUAUAG